AUGGGAACUGCCAGCGACGAGAUGGCUUCGGUGGAGCAGGCUUCCUCCUCCGUAAACCCGCUGUGUUCUGAGUGCGGCCAGCAUCACUGGGCGAGAGAAAACCACCUGUAUAACUACCAGGAUGAGGUGGACGAUGACCUGGUCUGCCACAUUUGCCUUCAGCCUCUGUUGCAGCCGUUGGACACACCCUGUGGCCACACCUUCUGUGACAAGUGCCUCAGAAACUUUCUCCAGGAGAAAGACUUCUGUCCCCUGGACCGGAAGAGACUCCACUUAAAGUUGUGCAAGAAAUCUAGUAUUCUCGUUCAUAAACUGCUAGACAAGUUGUUAGUCCUGUGCCCAUUUUCUUCAAUGUGCCAAGAUGUGAUGCAGCGUUGUAACCUGGAGUCACACCUUAAAAACAGGUGCCCUGGGGCUGCUGAUCACCGACUUGCCCUAGAAAAACGAAAAAGGAACAAAACUCAGCCAGAGGUUGAGAUUGAGAAUGGACCCGCCAUCAUAGACCUCCCUGGUACGGUAUCACCAGAAGCCAUCUGUCUGGGGACAGGACUCGUGCCAGCGGAGCGGAACCUGACCCCCGCGCCUCUCCCUGCCUGGACGGAGGAGCCCGGCCUCGACAACCCUGCCUUCGAGGAGAGCACCGCAGCUGACACCGUGCAACAGCCACUGAGCUUACCCGAAGGAGAAAUCACCACGAUUGAAAUUCACCGAUCGAAUCCUUAUAUUCAGUUAGGAAUUAGCAUUGUGGGCGGUAAUGAAACACCACUGAUUAAUGUCGUAAUCCAGGAAGUCUACCGGGACGGGGUCAUCGCCAGAGACGGAAGGCUCCUUGCUGGAGACCAGAUUCUUCAGGUCAACAGCUAUGACAUCAGCAAUGUGUCGCACAACUACGCCAGGGCCCUGCUGUCCCAGCCCUGCAGCUCACUGCAGCUGACUGUGCUCCGAGAGCGCCGCUUUGCCAGCCGCGCCCACUCAGACAGCGGCUCCCCGCGAGAAGAGGUUUUCCACGUGGUCCUCCAUAAGCGGGACUCCAGUGAACAGCUCGGCAUUAAGUUGGUGCGGAGGACAGAUGAGCCGGGCGUUUUCAUCCUGGACUUGCUAGAAGGGGGCUUGGCUGCCCAGGAUGGACGGCUCAGCAGUAAUGACAGGGUGCUGGCCAUCAAUGGGCACGACCUGAACCUCGGGACACCUGAGCUGGCCGCCCAGAUCAUUCAGGCCAGUGGAGAGCGGGUGACCUUAACCAUCUCAAGGCCGGGGAAGCUGCAGCCAGCCAACCCUCACCGAGAGGCAUGGAACCUGGCCAGUGCCCAGCACCAUUCUCAGCAGCUGAACCCCGUCAGACCCAGCUCUCAUAAGGAUCUUGCCCAAUGUGUCACAUGCCAAGAAAAACACGUUACUGUGAAGAAGGAGCCCCACGAGUCCCUGGGGAUGACGGUGGCGGGAGGCAGAGGAAGUAAGAGUGGAGAACUGCCCAUCUUUGUGACCAGCGUGCCCCCUCACGGCUGUCUGGCCCGAGAUGGCAGGAUCAAGCGAGGUGAUGUGUUGCUUGAUAUCAAUGGGGUCGACCUGACCAAUUUGAGUCACAGCGAGGCUGUGGCCAUGCUGAAGGCCAGCGCUGCCUCCCCAACUGUGGUCCUCAAAGCCCUGGAGGUCCAGGUUCUUGAGGAGCCGGCCCAGACCACCGAGGAGCAGCCGAGCACACUCAGCGAGAACGAGUAUGACGCCAGUUGGUCCCCAUCCUGGGUCAUGUGGCUGGGGCUCCCAAGUGCCCUUCACAGCUGCCAUGACAUCGUUUUACGAAGAAGCCACCUGGGGAGUUGGGGCUUCAGCAUCGUUGGCGGGUAUGAGGAGAACCACACCAACCAGCCUUUCUUCAUUAAAACGAUCGUCCUGGGAACACCGGCUUACUACGACGGAAGGUUAAAGUGUGGAGACAUGAUCGUAGCUGUCAAUGGCCUGUCCACCGCAGGCAUGAGUCACUCAGCGCUGGUCCCCAUGCUGAAGGAGCAGAGGUCCAGAGUCACCCUGACCGUCACCUGCUGGCCUGGGAGCCUCGUGUAG
Messenger RNA from Chrysochloris asiatica (Cape golden mole), 2061 nucleotides. It is a transcript of the gene LNX2, whose product is annotated as ligand of numb-protein X 2. Gene Ontology annotation, molecular function: ubiquitin-protein transferase activity; protein binding. NCBI's taxonomy places the organism in Eukaryota, Metazoa, Chordata, Mammalia, Afrosoricida, Chrysochloridae. The transcript has 9 exons. Bases 1 to 2061 code for a protein of 686 amino acids. The record is from RefSeq and is a predicted model, not a curated record.